Drosophila elegans is the source of this 1685-nucleotide messenger RNA. Its product is annotated as kelch domain-containing protein 4. Gene Ontology annotation, molecular function: protein binding. The transcript is spliced from 4 exons. The coding region runs from base 118 to 1641 and encodes 507 amino acids. Lineage: Eukaryota; Metazoa; Arthropoda; Insecta; Diptera; Drosophilidae. The record is from RefSeq and is a predicted model, not a curated record.
UCAACAAGUAUCUGGUAUUAAAAAAUACAGCUCUUCCUCUUUAAACUAAAUACGAGUACACGUGCGGCUAAAAUUGUUUGUUGAUUUAAAUUUGUAAGCCGAAUUAAUCCUUAUAAAAUGGGCAAGAAGGACAAGAACAAGAAGAAGGGCAAAGGAGCCGAGAAGACGGCCAUGAAAACGGACAAAAAGCAGGCAGCACGGCAAAAGAAAAUGCUGGAAAAGCUGGGAGAAGCAAAUAUAGCUGAUAUAAUCCAGUUGUUAGAGGCCAAGGAGGGAAAAAUAGAGACCAUUAGUGAAUCUGUUUGCUUGCCGCCAUCUCCCCGCUCUAAUUUCACCCUAGUUUCCCAUCCGGAGAAGGAGGAACUCAUCAUGUUUGGUGGAGAACUUUAUACGGGAACAAAGACCUCAGUUUACAACGAUUUGUACUUUUAUAAUAUUAAAACUGGCGAGUGGAGGGAGCUGAAAUCGCCUUCAGGACCCACGCCCAGAAGUGGACACCAAAUGGUGGCUGUGGCUAGUAAUGGAGGAGAACUUUGGAUGUUUGGAGGAGAGCAUGCCAGUCCUUCUCAGCUGCAGUUCCACCACUACAAGGAUUUAUGGAAGUUUUCAUUGAAAUCCCGCAAAUGGGAAAAAGUAUCUGCGCCCAAUGGACCAAGUCCUAGGAGUGGUCAUCGAAUGACCGUCUCUAAGAAGCGUUUGUUUAUCUUUGGCGGCUUCCAUGAUAACAACCAGUCGUAUCAUUACUUUAACGAUCUUCACAUCUUCUCGCUGGAGUCUUAUCAAUGGCUAAAAACCGAGAUCGGAGGAACUAUUGUACCAUCCCCUCGAUCUGGCUGCUGUAUAGCCGCUUCUCCGGAAGGCAAAAUCUAUGUUUGGGGAGGUUACUCAAGGGCCUCUAUGAAAAAGGAAGCGGAUCGUGGAGUAACUCACACGGAUAUGUUCGUUUUGAGUCAAGACAAAAACGCUGGCGAUGCUGAUAACAAGUACAAGUGGGCACCCGUGAAGGCCGGAGGAUAUAAGCCCAAGCCCCGGAGCAGUGUUGGCUGCACUGUGGCUGCCAAUGGCAAGGCCUAUACCUUCGGCGGUGUUAUGGACGUCGAUGAGGACGACGAAGAUGUCCAUGGACAGUUUGGCGAUGAUCUUUUGGCCUUCGAUUUGACCUCUCAAACGUGGAGAUUGCAGGAGAUCCAGGCGAAAACCAGUCCCGCUGAGAAAAAGGAAACGGACGAGAGCAAGGAUGUUGAAAUGUCCGCUCCAGAUAAGCCCGUGACCACCACAACAGAUGGGAUUUUUACGGUCACCGUUGGAGGACCAAGUACGAGUACUCCAUAUGUGUCCAACAUACCCAGCCUUUUCCCCAAAGCCAAACCAUCGAAUGUACCCUCUCCGCGCAUGAAUCCCGGACUCUGCGUUUGCAAGGGAACACUUUAUAUCUUUGGUGGCAUCUUUGAGGAGGACGCCAAGCAGUUGACCUACAACGAUUUCUACUCCCUGGAUUUGCACAAACUGGAGUGGAAGGUUAUAAUACCCAAUAACUUGAAGGCUCACGUCUGGGAGGAUAGCGAUAGCAGUAGUUCCGACGAGGAAUGCAGCAGUAACGAUGAGGACAGCUUCGACGACUCGGAUAUGGAUACAGAUUAGUCUAACUUCAAAUGACUAUAUAUUAAAUUUGGUUAACAAUCGUA